GCCCGGCCUCUCCCCGCGCCGACCUCAGGAUCCGGAGGCUGAAACAAGCCGUUGUUCGCACCCGCCCUCUGACCUGCCACCCUGGACAUUGUUUUCCAUUCGCCCGGGGCGCGGGUGGGAGGCGAGGAACGCCGGGGUUUUGGAGCCUGGCUGCGCGCCAGACCCGUGGCCUUCGGCCCUAGGGCUCCCCAGCGGGAGGAGAGAACGCGGGGGUCCCAGACGCUGCUCCGGCCCUCCCGCCUCCAGCGCCGCCAUGGGCUCGCGCAGCUCCCACGCCGCGGUCAUUCCCGACGUGGACACCAUUCGGCGGGAGACCGGCUUCUCUCAGGCCAGUCUGCUCCGCCUGCACCACCGGUUCCGCGCCCUGGACAGGGAUAAGAAGGGCUAUCUGAGCCGCAUGGAUCUCCAGCAGAUUGGGGCCCUGGCCGUGAAUCCUCUGGGGGACUGCAUUAUAGACAGCUUUUUCCCCAGCAGAAGUCAGCGAUUGGAUUUCUCAGGCUUUGUCAGAGUUCUGGCUCAUUUUCGACCAGUGGAAGAGGAGUCCCCCGGAAUCAGAGACCCCAAACAACCUGAACCCCUCAACAGCAGAAUGAACAAACUUCGCUUUGCUUUUCAGCUCUAUGACCUGGAUGGAGAUGGACUUAUCUCCAGGCAAGAGAUGCUCCAGGUUCUCCGGCUGAUGGUUGGGGUUCAGGUGACAGAAGAACAGCUGGAGAGCAUUGCUGACCGCACUGUGCAAGAGGCUGAUGAAGAUGGGGAUGGGGCUGUGUCCUUCCUGGAGUUCACCAAGUCCUUAGAGAAGAUGAACAUCGAGCAAAAAAUGAGCAUCCGGAUCCUGAAGUGACUUUCUUUGUGCCUUGGCUGGUCAUGUAGACCAGCAUCUGCGUGG
This is a messenger RNA of Carlito syrichta (Philippine tarsier), 889 nucleotides long. It is a transcript of the gene CHP2, whose product is annotated as calcineurin like EF-hand protein 2. Gene Ontology annotation, molecular function: calcium ion binding. Bases 254 to 844 code for a protein of 196 amino acids. The transcript has 6 exons. The record is from RefSeq and is a predicted model, not a curated record. NCBI's taxonomy places the organism in Eukaryota, Metazoa, Chordata, Mammalia, Primates, Tarsiidae.